Messenger RNA from Nicotiana tabacum (common tobacco), 1209 nucleotides. The record is from RefSeq and is a predicted model, not a curated record. Lineage: Eukaryota; Viridiplantae; Streptophyta; Magnoliopsida; Solanales; Solanaceae.
AUGAAAGGAAAAGAGGCCAAAGUUUAUCGGCUAAGAAAGGCACUUUAUGGUCUUAAACAGAUACCAAGGACCUGGUAUGGUCGAAUAGAUGACCAUUUUCUUGGCCCAGGCUUUGAAAAGAGUCCAUCAGAAUCUACUUUUUAUGUUAAACAUAAUGGCAUUGAUAUCCUUGUUGUUUCUGUCUAUGUGGAUGAUGUACUAAUUACAGGGAACAAUACAAGGUAUAUCGAGAAUUUCAAGCAAGAAAUGAUGCAAGCCUUCGAAAUGAUUGACCUUGGUUUGAUGUCCUGCUUUCUUGGAAUGGAAAUCAAGCAAGGACAAAAUGAAGUUUUCAUUUGUCACAAGAAGUAUGCCAAGGAGAUUCUGAAGAAAUUGAAAAUGGAAGAUUGCAAGGAGAUGAGCGCUCCUCUGAACCAAAAAGAGAAACUAAGCAAAAAUAAUGGAGCAGAUAUAGUGGAGGAAGCAUACUUUAGAGGCUUAAUGGUAUGCAUUUUAUCGUGGUUCAUGCAUUAUGCUAGUGAGGUGCAUCUAAAAGCAGCCAAGAGAUUUAUCAGAUACAUCAAAGGGACCAUUAAUUAUGGUGUCAAGUUUCAGAAGAGUCAAAAUCUAAAACUACUUGGGUAUUCUGAUAGUGAUUGGGUUGGAUCCGUGGAUGACAUGAAAAGCACAUCGGGGUAUUGCUUCAGUCUUGGCUCAAGAAUUUUUUCUUGGUAUUCAAAUAAGCAGGACAUUGUUGCUCAAUCUACUGCAGAGGCAGAGUUUGUGGCUACAACAUCAGCAACGAAUCAAGCAUUGUGGUUGAGAAAAAUAUUGGUGGACAACCAAGCUGCGAUAGCAAUUUCUCACAAUCCUGUAUUUCAUGGAAAAAAUAAACACUUGAACAUCAAGUUUUUCUUCUUGAGAGAUGUGCAAAAGAACAGUGAUGUCACUCUAUUGUAUUGCAAGACUAAGGAGCAACUUGCGGAUAUCUUCACCAAGUCUUUACCAGCCAAGAAAUUUGAGCUCCUUAGGCAAAAACUUGGAGGCUUGCUUCUAUUGGACCCGGAGUUGGUCAAGGGACUGCUACAUGUAGAGGGUAUCGCGAGACAGCCCGAGGGAGAGGGAAAAAUACGAGGUACGGUAUUGCUUAGUCUUGCAUUUAUGAAAGCUUUAACAAUUUAUGGACUAGUUGUAGAAUUAGCACUUUUAUUUGAGAAUCCUUUUGUUUAA